Messenger RNA from Metopolophium dirhodum (rose-grain aphid), 2688 nucleotides. Its product is annotated as dynamin-1-like protein. Bases 425 to 2374 code for a protein of 649 amino acids. The record is from RefSeq and is a predicted model, not a curated record. Gene Ontology annotation, cellular component: microtubule; membrane; cytoplasm. The transcript is spliced from 6 exons. Gene Ontology annotation, molecular function: microtubule binding; GTP binding; GTPase activity. NCBI's taxonomy places the organism in Eukaryota, Metazoa, Arthropoda, Insecta, Hemiptera, Aphididae.
GUCCUGUUACAUCAAUAAAGUAUGAACCAGGUGCCAAGUAUUUUGUGUCUUCUAGUCGAGAUGGUUCAAUUAAAUUGUGGGACGCUAUAUCUAAUAAAUGUGUUAACACAUUUGAAAGAGCACAUGAUGGUAGUCAAGUGUGUUCUGUGACAUUUACAAGAAAUGAAAAGUACAUCUUAUCAUCAGGCAAAUAUUCUGUAGUGAAACUUUGGGAGUUAUCCACUAGUAGAUGUCUGAUUGCAUAUACUGGAGCUGGAACAACUGGAAAACAAGUUCAUCGUGCACAAGCAUUGUUUAAUCAUACUGAGGAGUAUGUCAUGUUUCCUGAUGAAGUCACUACAUCUUUGUGCGCACGGAAUUCACGCAAUGCUUCUCGGCAGCAACUUUUAUCUCUAGGUUGUGUUGAUCAAAAUUUUACUAUACUAUGAUGGAAUCAUUGAUUCAAAUCGUAAACAAGCUACAAGAUGUAUUUGCUGUGAUUGGUGAGCAUAAAAUUGACUUACCUCAGAUUGUUGUCGUCGGAUCUCAGAGUUCGGGAAAGACCUCAGUCCUGGAAAGUUUGGUUGGUAAAUCUUUUUUACCUCAAGGUAUGGGUAUUGUAACUCGUGCUCCACUUAUACUGCAAAUGAUUAGGUAUUCCAAAGCAGACCUAGAGGACAUGAUAAAAUUAACAAAUAAUCAUAAUAUUAAAUAUUGGGCAUCUUUUCGUCAUAAACCUGGUAAAAUUUAUGAUAAUUUUAAUGAAGUAAGAUUUGAAAUAGAAAAUCGGACCAACGUUCUGGCUGGUGCUAACAAAGGCAUUACCCAUGAGCCAAUUGUACUCAAAGUUUUUACUCCUUCAUACGAUCUUACAUUUGUAGAUUUGCCUGGUAUUACAAAAGUACAUGAUGAACCUGAAAAUAUCGACAACCAAUUACAAAAGCUCAUAUUAAAAUAUGUGCAACAGCCAAAUUCAAUAAUUUUAGCUAUCGUAACUGCAAAUACAGAUCUAAGUACGGCGGAAAGUUUAAAAAUUGCUAGAGAAAUGGAUCCAGAAGGUGUAAGGACAAUAGCUGUGGUGACUAAACUAGAUCUCAUUGACAAAGGUACAAUUCAAGAUACUACUGAUCUUCUCUGUGGUCAUAGAAUUCCUGUGAAACUGGGCAUAAUUGGAGUGGUCAAUAGAAGCCAGAAAGAUAUUAACAACAAUAAAUCGAUAAAAGAAACGGUAAAAAGUGAAAAAGAAUUUUUGAAAUUAAACUACCCUGAUAUAUACAAAAAUCAUGGUAACAAAGUGUUAACUAAAAAACUACAAGACAUUUUGGUAAGACAUAUAAAAGAAACUUAUCCAAUAUUGCUAAAAAAAUUAAACGACUCAAAAAUAAGACUACAAAAACAGUUAAGAAUAUUAAAAACACCCGACAGCAAGGUAUCGUUUGUACUAGACUUAUUUAAUGAUAUAAAUAAGUCAUAUUGUGACACCAUACUGGGAAACAAAAAAUAUAUUUCCGAUAAAAUAGUUAUGGGUGGUGCUAGAAUUGUACAAAUAAUUAAUGAAGAAUAUUUAGAAAAAGUGUAUAAUAUUGAUCCUUUACUCAACUUAUCUAAAGAACAGAUAAGAAUUAUUUUACUGAACACAGUCGGAUUUACCAACAGUCCAUUUGUUAAUCUAAAAGCCUUGGAGUAUAUGAUAGGCAGACAGCUGAGUAACCUAAUUGCACCAUCCUUGUCCACUGUGGACUCUGUACGUGUGGAGAUGCUGAAAAUGUAUGAUUCAAUUGAUGAAAAUAUUUUACAAAUAUUAAAAAGAUAUCCGAGGGUGAAUUCUGAUGUAAGAAAUGUCCUUAUUACAAUUUUGGAUGAAAAUCUUACAAAUUUGAAAGAAUCUAUAAUAUCCCACAUUGAGACUUACCAGACAUGUUUGAAUAUAACCAACCCAUUGUUUUUGUUAAAAUUAGUCCGCUCAUCUAAAGUUAAGUGCAAUACAGUGGAUUUUAAUGGUACAUUACAUGAUGUUCUUAAAAUUAUUGAUGAUGAUGAUGAUUAUGAUGAUGAUGAUGAUAAUGAUGGGUCAAAUGACGCAGACAAAACUAUUGAAAUUUCAAAACAAGUUAAGAUACAUAAACGCUUAACUUAUUGUUAUUUUGAAUUUAUCAGAGAAAUCUUAGGGGACUUUGUACCAAAGAUAAUACAACAUAAAAUGGUGAAUUUAGUUUUGGACAAUUUUGAACUUAAUUUGAAUGAAAAAGUUUUUAUACCUUACGUAUUGAACCAGUCGUUUGAUGAAGUAUUAGUUGAAGAAGAUGGAAUUGUAGAACAUCGUAUAAAAGUUAAGCAGUUAUUCGAUGCGGUAAAUAAAGCAUUACAAAAUAUGAUAGAUAUUCAAUGUUUCUGAUUAAUAUUUAAAAAAUACAGUUAACUAUAUAUUAUAAGAUUUUUUAUUAAUGUGUAAUUAUGCUAAUUGUUCUAUGACGAUAUUUAAGAGCAUAAAAAUUAAUUUUAUAUUUUUUUUAUACUAUUUGAUAUUAUAAUAUAAGAACAAAAAAAAUAGUUUGUAUUGGUUUAUUAUUUUUUCAAGUCAUGAAAAAUUUCAAUUAAUACUUUUUUGCUUUUUUUUGUUAUGCAUUUUAAUAUAAUUUUCUCUGAUACAUUUUAUAAUGUUAAACAAGUUUUAUUUUUAUUUGUAUUAUUUAUUGUAAUAUUUAAACA